UGUGUUGAGGGAGAUAUUGUAGGCACGAGUUUUUUUGGGACUCAGGGAAUUGGGCAGAACACGGGGAUUAAUAAUUUUGGGACUACUCCCAAUUCCUUUCCUGGCACGUCUGGUAUAGGAAAUAAUUUUGGAAUAUCUACUUCUGGAAUUGGGACUAACAGUGCAUUUGGUCAGCAGAAUACUGCAUUUAGUGGAUUUAACCAGCAACAGAAUACUGCAUUUGGUGGUCAAAAUAGUGGAUUGGGGCAGCAGAAUAAUAACUUUGGUGGAUUUAAUCAACAGCAGAAUAAUAUCGGAUUUAGUGGACAGAAGACUAAUUCCUUAUUUGGUGGACAGACUGGGGGGUUUACCCAGCAACAGAAUACUGGAUUUAGUGGACAAACUAAUAAUGCAUUUGGCCAACAGCCCAAUAAUUCUUUCGGAGUAACAACAUCUGGAUUCAAUACACAGUCUAAUAAUUCUUUUGGAGUAACAAACUCCGGAUUUAAUCAACAACCAGCUAAUCCUUUUGGAGGAACAUCCUCUACAUUUAAUCAACAGCCAGCUAAUCCUUUUGGUGGAACAAACUCUGGAUUUAAUCAGCAGUCCAAUAAUCCAUUUGGAGGAACAAACCCAGGAUUUAAUCAACAACCCAAUAAUGCUUUGGGGGGAACAAACACGGGAUUCAAUACACAGUCGAAUAAUCCAUUUGGAGGAACAAACUCGGGAUUCAAUCAGCAGCCCAAUAAUCCAUUUGGAGGAUCAAACUCUGGAUUCAAUCAACAGCCAGCUAAUCCUUUUGGAGGAACAUCUUCUACAUUCAAUCAACAGCCAGCUAAUCCUUUUGGUGGAACAAACUCCGGAUUCACUACACAGUCCAACAAUACUUUGGGAGGAACAAACUCUGGAUUCAAUCAACAAACAAAUAAUCCAUUUGGGGGAACAAAUUCUGCAUUUAAUCAACAGCAGACCAAUAAUCCAUUCGGAGGAACAACCACGGGAAUUGGACAGCAGACCAAUAAUCCUUUUGGAGGGACAACUCCUGGACUUGGACAACAAACUAAUACAACCUUUGGUCAGACGAAUACUAACUUUGGACAGCCUAAUCCCUUUGGUGGACAAACGGGGACUAAUCCCUUCAGCACACAAAACAGUAUUCGUUUGUCUAUUUAUUUAUAG
This is a messenger RNA of Octopus sinensis (East Asian common octopus), 1158 nucleotides long. Its product is annotated as nucleoporin nup189-like. The record is from RefSeq and is a predicted model, not a curated record. The transcript has a single exon. Lineage: Eukaryota; Metazoa; Mollusca; Cephalopoda; Octopoda; Octopodidae. The annotation marks the transcript as partial.